This is a messenger RNA of Dryobates pubescens (Downy woodpecker), 3520 nucleotides long. RefSeq names its product myosin binding protein C1 (gene MYBPC1). Lineage: Eukaryota; Metazoa; Chordata; Aves; Piciformes; Picidae. The coding region runs from base 1 to 3420 and encodes 1139 amino acids. The record is from RefSeq and is a predicted model, not a curated record. The transcript is spliced from 27 exons. Gene Ontology annotation, molecular function: protein binding.
AUGGACAUCAGAGAAAUGGCAUCUUCCUCAGAUGAAGAUGAUACUUCAGUUAGUACUCCACCAGCAGUAUGGUCUAUUGGAGAAGGAGAAGAGGCAGAAAAACGUGAUGAUGCCCAAAGAUCCACUCUCUUUGUUGAAAAACCUCAGACUGGUACAGUUAGUGUUGGUGGGAAUAUUACCUUUAUAGCCAAAGUAGAAGCCAAAGAUCUUCUCCGAAAGCCAAAUGUGAAGUGGUUUAAAGGAAAAUGGAUGGAUUUGGCCAGUAAAGCAGGGAAGCACCUGCAGCUGAAAGAGUCCUUUGAGCGUCACACUAAGAUUCACACAUUUGAGAUGCAUAUCAUUCAAGCCAAAUUAAACUAUGCAGGGAACUAUCGCUGUGAAGUUUCUUAUAAGGACAAGUUUGAUAGUUGCUCUUUCGACCUUGAAGUCACUGAAUCUUCCCAAGCUGCUCCAUCCAUUGACAUCAGAUCUGCUUUCAAAAGAAGGGAGGUAAAACAGCAAGAGGAAGAACCUGAGAUAGAUGUGUGGGAGCUCCUGAAGAACGCGAAUCCCAGUGAAUAUGAGAAGAUCGCUUUUCAGUAUGGUAUCACUGACCUGAGAGGCAUGUUAAAGCGCCUGAAGCGCAUGCGCAGGGAAGUGAAGAAGAGCGCAGCUUUUGCCAAGGGUCUUGAUCCUGCAUAUCAGGUGGACAAAGGAGGUAAAGUAAGGUUCAUGGUGGAGCUAGCAGAUCCAACAGUGGAACUCAAGUGGUAUAAAAAUGGCCAAGAAAUACGACCAAGUGCAAAAUACAUUUUUGAGCACAAAGGUAACCAGAGAAUUUUAUUCAUCAAUAACUGUCAAAUGUCAGACGAUGCUCGCUAUUAUGUAACAGCUGGGGAUGAGAAAUGCUCCACAGAACUGUUUGUGAGAGAUCCUCCAAUUUUGGUGACCAAAGGCCUGGAGGAUACCAGUACCUAUAUUGGUGAACGAGUAGAGCUGAGCUGUGAAGUGUCUGAAGAUGAUGCAAAUGUGAAAUGGUUCAGGAAUGGUGUAGAACUUCCCAAUGAUCCUAAAUCUCGGUAUCGAAUAAAGGUUGAGGGUAAAAAACACACUUUGGUCAUAGAGGAAGCUGCAAAAAAUGACAACGCAGUUUACUCAGUAAUGACAACUGGAGGCCAGUCAGAAGCUAAGCUUUCAGUUGGUUUGAGACCACUGAAGAUAUCACUUGCACUAGAAGACCAGACUGUGAGGCUUGGACAGGAAAUCCAUCUGAAGUGUGAGAUAUCUGAGAAUGUGACAGGGAAGUGGUACAAAAAUGGGCAACAGGUUGAAGCUAGUGACCGUGUAAAGAUUUAUCACAAAGGAAGAAUCCACAGAUUUGUUAUAGCAAGCUCUGCUGUUGAUGAUGAGGGUGAAUACAUGUUUGUGCCAGAUGAAUAUGAGACUAAUAUUCCAUGCAAAGUACAUAUUGUGGAUCCUCCUAAACUCCACCUGGAUGGUCUCGGGGAAAAUAACACUGUGACAGUUGUGGCAGGAAGCAAACUACGACUGGAGAUCCCCAUCACUGGCGAGCCAACUCCAAAAGUUCUGUGGAGUAGAGGGGAUAAGGGGAUCACAGACAGUGGAAGAAUACGGUCAGAAACGUACUCAGACAGCAGCUGCCUGGUCAUUGACGCAGCCGAGAGGGAUGAUUCAGGUCCUUUCAGAAUAACGUUAAAGAAUGAGGCUGGAGAGGACACAGCUCUAAUCAACAUUAAAGUGGUUGAUGUCCCUGAUCCUCCUGAGGCGCCAAAUGUGACUGAGGUGGGUGAAGACUGGUGUGUUAUGACCUGGGAGCCUCCAGCAAAUGAUGGGGGAUCACCUAUCUUAGGCUAUUUCAUUGAAAGGAAGAAGAAACAAAGCUCCAGGUGGAUGAGACUGAAUUUUGAACUGUGUAAAGAAACAACUUUUGAGCCAAAGAAGAUGAUUGAAGGUGUUGCCUAUGAGGUCCGUGUAUUUGCUGUUAAUGCAAUAGGCAUUUCCAAACCAAGUAUGCCUUCAAAGUCCUUUGUUCCUAUAGCUGUCACCAGUCCACCAACUCUCCUGGCAGUGGAUGGAGUGACUGAUACUUCAGUUACAAUGAAAUGGAGGCCACCAGACCACAUUGGAGCAGCAGGGUUAGACGGCUAUGUUGUAGAGUACUGCUUUGAAGGAAAUGGAUUCUCACAAGGUAUAUCGACAGAUCUGUCUGAGGAAGUGGGGGAGCCACCAUUUAACAAGGAAGCUGAUGAAUGGAUCGUGGCUAACCCGGAGCUGACAGACAAAACGAAGUUUACUAUCAAUGGCCUGCCGACUGGCUCAAAAAUCCUUGUGAGAGUAAAAGCUGUGAAUGCCGCUGGUGAAAGUGAUCCCAGGUACCACCCACAGCCUAUUUUAGUCAAGGAAGUGAUAGAACCUCCAAAGAUUCGUCUACCAAGACACUUAAAACAAACCUAUACUCGAAGAGUUGGAGAAACUGUGAAUCUUGUUAUUCCCUUCCAGGGAAGACCAAGGGCAAAAGUAUCAUGGCAGAAAAAUGGUUCUCCAAUUGACAAGAAUGACAUCAACAUCCGCAACACUGAAAAUGACACUAUCAUCUUCAUCAGAAAGGCAGAAAGGGGCCACUCUGGAGAAUAUGACAUGAAAGUGGAAGUAGAGAAUUUGGAAGACAAAGCUACAAUAGAUAUUCAGAUUAUUGAUCGCCCAGGCCCACCAGAGGUUGUAACUAUUGAGGAUGUCUGGGGAGAGAAUGUAAAUUUAUCAUGGAAGCCACCAAAAGAUGAUGGCAAUUCUGCCAUUACUGGGUACACUAUUCAAAAGGCAGAUAAGAAGAGUAUGGAAUGGUUCACAGUCAUGGAGCAUUACCACCGCACCAGUGCCACCAUUAACGAGCUCAUCAUAGGAAACGAAUACUACUUCCGGAUCUUCUCUGAGAACAUGUGUGGCCUCAGUGAGGAUGCAACGAUGACCAAAGAGAGUGCUUUGAUUGCAAAGGAUGGUAAAGUCUACAAAUAUCCAGUUUACGAUGAUUUUGACUUCAGUGAACGGCCAUUGUUUACUCAGCCUCUAGUCAACACAUUUGCUGUAGCUGGUUACAACGCUACUUUGAACUGCAGUGUUCGGGGCAACCCCAAGCCCAAAAUAACCUGGAUGAAAAACAAAGUCCUUAUAAUGAAUGACCCAAGGUACCGAAUGUUCAGCAACCAAGGUGUCUGUACCUUGGAGAUCCGCAAACCAAGUCCCUAUGAUGGAGGAACUUACACCUGCCGAGCAGUCAAUGAACUUGGAGAGGCAGAAGUUGAAUGCAAACUGGAAGUAAAAGGUGGGCUUUCAUUCUUCAGACUAUUGAUGGAUGGAGUGCCUCCGCAUAUCAUUGAUUCAUAUAUGCGUGAAGUGCAGGCAGACAGAACGGAGGGGAAGUGAGAGUCCGUCACCAGUGUUUCCUCCCACACGCCGGAAAUUGGUAGCAGAAUUACAGCAUUUUAGCUCUUGCAAUGACAGAAGAGAAGUGUGGUUGGGGUUU